This is a messenger RNA of Carlito syrichta (Philippine tarsier), 839 nucleotides long. RefSeq names its product trans-golgi network vesicle protein 23 homolog A (gene TVP23A). The record is from RefSeq and is a predicted model, not a curated record. Gene Ontology annotation, biological process: protein secretion; vesicle-mediated transport. The transcript has 7 exons. The annotation marks the transcript as partial. Lineage: Eukaryota; Metazoa; Chordata; Mammalia; Primates; Tarsiidae. Gene Ontology annotation, cellular component: Golgi membrane.
UCCUGCCUCAGCCUCCCAAAGGGCUGGGAUUCCAGGCACCCCUUGGCCACCUUCUUCCACCUGUUUUUCCGAGUGAGUGCCAUCGUCACCUACGUGUGCUGCGACUGGUUCAGCAAGAGCUUUGUGGGCUGCUUUGUCACCGUGCUGCUCCUCUUGUCCUUGGACUUCUGGUCUGUGAAGAAUGUGACCGGAAGACUCCUGGUGGGCCUCCGCUGGUGGAACCAGAUAGACGAGGAUGGGAAAAGCCACUGGGUCUUUGAAGCCAGGAAGGGCUCGCCGAGCAGCAUCACCGCCACAGAGGCCGAGGCGCGGAUCUUCUGGCUGGGCCUCAUCAUCUGCCCUGUGAUCUGGAUCGUGUUCUUCUUCAGCACCUUGUUUUCCUUGAAGCUCAAGUGGCUGGCUCUUGUGAUCGCUGGGAUUUCUCUCCAAGCUGCCAACCUGUAUGGCUACAUCCUUUGUAAGAUGGGAGGUGAGAGUGACAUCAGCAAGGUCACGGCCAGUUUUCUGUCUCAGACAGUGUUCCAGACGGCCUGCCCAGGUGACCUUCAGAAGCCUGGCCUGGAGGGGCUGGAGAUUCACCAGCGUUAGGCCUGCUUACUUUCAGAGGCAGAAAAGGCCCAAGUGGGAGUUUCUACAAUCCAACAAGCUUCCCACAGAGCAGAAUCCCACAGCCCAUAACCUGUGUGUUUUUUACAUGAAACAGGCCUUGCUGGAAAGGUUUGAGGAGGGGUUUUUAUUUUUUAAAUGGCAUACUUGGAAAGAAUGCCCUUUAUGUGUGUUCUGAAGAAAAGUGUACAAAUAUUCAGUGAUUAAAGUCUCUCUGAGAAAGUGGCUACAAA